Pseudovirgaria hyperparasitica is the source of this 1095-nucleotide messenger RNA. Its product is annotated as MFS general substrate transporter. Gene Ontology annotation, molecular function: allantoate transmembrane transporter activity; dipeptide transmembrane transporter activity. Gene Ontology annotation, biological process: dipeptide transport; allantoate transport; transmembrane transport. The transcript is spliced from 6 exons. The coding region runs from base 1 to 1095 and encodes 364 amino acids. The record is from RefSeq and is a predicted model, not a curated record. Gene Ontology annotation, cellular component: plasma membrane. NCBI's taxonomy places the organism in Eukaryota, Fungi, Ascomycota, Dothideomycetes, Acrospermales, Acrospermaceae.
AUGGACCGUACAGCGCUAAAGUACGCGAAUCUGUUUGGGUACCAGGAAGCAUUAGGUCUCGAAGGAAACCAGUUCAGCUACCUCUCAGCCAUGCUUAUUAGACGCUUCCCGGCGCAGAGGGUGAUUGGUGUGAGCUGCUUGCUCUGGGGGAUCACGGUCUUGAUUUUGACCCGGUGCCGCUCGUUCUCUAGUGCACUUGCGGUGCGAUUCUUACUAGGGCUGUGCGAAGCAGCAGUAACACCGGGCUUGACCCUUAUGGCUGGAUUCUGGUGGACGAGGAGAGAGAUUCAGUUGAGGCAAUGCCUCUGGUAUUCGUCCUUGGGUUGGGGUGGCAUCAUCGGAUCAUACAUCUCGAUGGGUGUUUCGAAACUCCCUGUAGAUCUGAAGCCGGAACGAUGGCAGUUCAUAUUUUUCAUACUUGGUGGAGUGACUUGUUUAUGGUCCUUCCUGAUCAUAUUCGCCUUGCCAAAUGCACCUUCCAAUGCUCGCUUCUUCACAGAAAGAGAGCGGAUUGUUGCUAACAAGAAGUUCGAUCGUAGCCAGGUGCAGCUGGCAUUCAUAGAUCCGAAGGCAGCCCUGCUAUUCGUCUCUGUGUUUGCGGCUGCAAUCCCGGAUGGCGUCGUUCAGAGUUUCAGUACUGUCAUCAUCCGCGACCUUGGGUUCUCAACGACGCGAACAACAGAGCUGAAAUCAGUAGGCGAUGCGGUACAAAUAGUGGCACUCGUGAUAGGAGGAAUAAUCAUCCUCAACGUCCGCCAGUCUCGACUUUUGGUGGCUACAGUAGCCAAUAUCCUUUGUACUCUGGUAACCGCUCAAUCUGUCGGAUUUACAGUCUCUUUGACGACCCUCUCUUCUAACAUAGCUGGCUAUACCCACAGAUCACUUACUAGCGCAUUAUCGGGAGCAACAAUUGGUCUCUUGGUGGGAUACAGCAUCAAGCUUAGCUGUCAUCUUCUUGCUUUACUAGGGUACAUGUAUUUUACCAAUCGAUGGCGAGAUCGACAAUAUGACUCGGCAAACAAAGAGGCCAGCGAUGAAGCCGGUAUGCUUGACAAGACAAAGUUCCAAAACGAACACUUUCGAUAUGUUCUGUAA